This is a messenger RNA of Penicillium canescens, 612 nucleotides long. Its product is annotated as ubiquinone-binding COQ10-like protein. Lineage: Eukaryota; Fungi; Ascomycota; Eurotiomycetes; Eurotiales; Aspergillaceae. Gene Ontology annotation, biological process: cellular respiration; ubiquinone biosynthetic process. Gene Ontology annotation, cellular component: mitochondrion. Bases 1 to 612 code for a protein of 203 amino acids. The record is from RefSeq and is a predicted model, not a curated record. The transcript has 2 exons. Gene Ontology annotation, molecular function: ubiquinone binding.
AUGCCACCAAACCAACAACAACCAACAGGUCCUUCGGUCUCCCCUCACUAUCAUCCUUCCUCCCCUCAAACGGCGACAGUAACAACAACAACAACUCCCCCACCGCGUCCUAACCGCAACCCGCAACCUCCCCUACAACCCAACCCUCCUCUUCAAACCUCAACGGUCACAGCUCGGGACCCGGCGACCAACGACCCAACACAAGCCUUCCUAACCGUCGGCUACGGCCCCCUCAGCGAGACCUUCACAUCGCGCGUGAUCUGUGACCGCGAGAAACUGACCGUCGAAGCGAAGAGUGGGUCGAAGUAUGGGACAGAGGGGGCUGACCCCCAGGCUGGAAAGGGUGCUUCGUCUUCGUCCGGGUUGAGCGGGUUCUUCCCCGGUGCUACGGAGGGUAUCUUUGAGUAUCUUUCUACGCGAUGGGAGCUUGUGCCUAUUACGCCUGUUGAGGCGAAGGGUCGGCCGUUGACCAAGGUUAAUCUUGAGGUGCGGUUUGAGUUCCGGAGCCAGAUGCAUGCUACCCUCAUGGGUGCUGUUGAGGGGCAGAUGGCCGGUGUUAUGAUUGAGGCUUUUGAGAAGCGGAUCCGUGAGGUUGAGGGGAAGGGAUUAUGA